CCGCGGGUGGAGUUACCUAUCCUGAGCGGGAGUUGUGGAGUCGGCGCGGUAGUAACGCGCGCUCUCUUUUUAUAUAUAUAAAUAAACUGGUUCUUUCUUUCGGCUCUGACGGGCGGAUCGCGGCCAUGAGUCUGUGGGUGGAUAAAUACCGGCCGAGCUCGCUCAGCAAAGUGGAUUAUCACCGCGAUCAGGCGGCGCAGUUGCGUAACUUGGUUCAGUGCGGUGAUUUUCCUCAUCUGUUAGUGUAUGGACCAUCAGGAGCUGGAAAAAAGACCAGAAUAAUGUGCCUGCUGAGAGAAUUGUAUGGUUCUGGAGUAGAGAAGCUGAGGAUUGAACAUCAGAGCAUAACAGCACCUUCUAAAAAGAAAAUUGAAAUUAGCACUAUUGCAAGCAACUAUCAUCUUGAAGUUAACCCAAGUGAUGCUGGAAACAGUGACCGGGUGGUAAUUCAGGAAUUAUUGAAGACAGUUGCACAGUCACAGCAACUUGAGACAAGCACUCAGCGAGAUUUUAAAGUGGUGCUGUUGACAGAGGUGGACAAACUUACAAAAGAUGCCCAGCAUGCAUUGCGGCGAACCAUGGAGAAGUAUAUGGCCACCUGCAGAUUAAUUCUUUGUUGCAACUCUACUUCGAAAGUCAUUGCACCUAUCAGAAGUAGGUGCCUCGCAGUGCGAGUGCCUGCCCCCAGCAUUGGCGAUAUCUGCAACGUAUUGUCCAGUGUUUGCAAGAAGGAGGGCCUGUCCCUUCCUCAAGAACUGGCUCGGAGGAUUGCAGAAAAGUCUGGCAGGAAUCUCCGAAAGGCACUUCUGAUGUGUGAGGCAUGCAGAGUGCAACAGCUUCCUUUCACCCCUGAUCAAGACAUUUCUGAGACUGACUGGGAGGUCUAUGUGAGAGAGACAGCGAAUGCCAUCGUUAGUGAGCAGACCCCCCAGAGACUUCUUGAAGUGCGUGGGCGACUUUAUGAACUCUUAACCCAUUGCAUUCCUCCAGAGAUUAUAAUAAAGGGCCUUCUGUCUGAACUUCUGAACAACUGUGAUGGGCAGCUGAAAGGAGAGGUUGUGCAGAUGGCAGCUUUCUAUGAGCAUCGACUACAGCUGGGCAGCAAGGCCAUUUAUCACCUGGAAGCAUUUGUGGCUAAGUUCAUGGCCCUCUAUAAGAAGUUUAUGGAAGACGGACUGGAAGCGAUGGAGUUCUGAUGUGUAGCUUUGAGAAUUCAAAUGGUUUGUGAUGCUGUACAAAAGGCAGCCCACCAGUGUAUUGUUUUAUUUGACAAUAAAAGAGUAAGUGUUGAAUUUCA
This is a messenger RNA of Elgaria multicarinata webbii, 1297 nucleotides long. It is a transcript of the gene RFC3, whose product is annotated as replication factor C subunit 3. Gene Ontology annotation, cellular component: nucleus; DNA replication factor C complex. The record is from RefSeq and is a predicted model, not a curated record. The transcript is spliced from 9 exons. Gene Ontology annotation, molecular function: ATP hydrolysis activity; DNA binding; DNA clamp loader activity. Gene Ontology annotation, biological process: DNA repair; DNA-templated DNA replication. Lineage: Eukaryota; Metazoa; Chordata; Lepidosauria; Squamata; Anguidae. Bases 126 to 1196 code for a protein of 356 amino acids.